GUAUAAUUUUGAACUUUUGAAUUACUGAUAUCUAGAGUCAAUUGAUGGCAGAUGACUUUGAACAUGGCUGUACUCCCGGCAGGUGAAGUUCACUGCGAUCAUUUUUAGAAAAGAAGAAACCCUGACUUCCUCCUGGAAAGGAAUUCGAAGGACCAAUCACCAUGGAUCUAGUGUACAUUCCCGAAGACUUAUCCAGCUGCCCCAAAUUUGGGAAUAAAUCCUGUCCGCCCACCAACCGCUCUUUUCGUGUCCGUGUGAUAAUGUACUCGUUUAUGACCGGAGCCAUGGUGAUCACCAUCUUUGGGAACUUGGUGAUCAUGAUUUCCAUAUCACAUUUCAAACAGCUCCACUCUCCCACCAACUUCCUGAUCCUCUCCAUGGCAACCACGGACUUCCUGCUGGGCUUUGUCAUCAUGCCUUACAGCAUGGUGAGAUCAGUGGAGAGCUGCUGGUAUUUCGGAGAUGGCUUUUGCAAAUUCCACGCGAGCUUCGACAUGAUGCUGAGCCUGACCUCCAUAUUCCACCUGUGCUCCAUCGCCAUCGACCGAUUUUAUGCGGUGUGUUAUCCUUUGCACUACACCACCACCAUGACGGUGUCCAUGAUCAAGAGGCUGCUGGCUUUUUGCUGGGCGGCCCCUGCUCUUUUUUCUUUUGGCUUAGUUCUAUCAGAGGCCAAUGUGUCCGGUAUGCAGAGUUACGAGAUUCUUGUGGCGUGCUUCAAUUUCUGUGCACUUACGUUCAACAAGUUCUGGGGGACAAUACUGUUCACUACCUGCUUCUUCACGCCUGGCUCCAUCAUGGUUGGCAUUUAUGGUAAAAUUUUUAUUGUUUCCAAACGACAUGCUCGAGCCCUCAGCAACAGGCCGGAGAACACAAAAGGAGAAGUAAGAAAAAACCUGUCUAAGAAAAAGGACAGGAAAGCAGCUAAGACCCUGGGCAUCGUCAUGGGGGUAUUUCUAGCGUGUUGGUUGCCUUGCUUUCUAGCUGUUUUGAUUGACCCGUAUUUAGACUACUCCACGCCCAUCAUAGUGCUUGAUCUUCUGGUAUGGCUUGGGUACUUCAACUCUACUUGCAACCCCCUCAUCCAUGGCUUUUUCUACCCGUGGUUUCGCAAAGCUCUUGAGCAUAUAGUGUCAGGAAAAAUAUUUCGCUCCAACUCAGAAACUACAAAUCUCUUUCCUGAAGCGCAUUAAGGAAAAAAACAAAACAAAAACACUAUGAAUAUGAAUUGAAUACAGAAAGUGACACUAUGUUGAUUUUUCCAAAUCCAGGUGUGGUGGUUUGAAUGAGAAUGUCCCUAUUGGCCCAUAUGUUUGAAUACUUGGUCCCCAUUUGGUGGAACUGUUUGGGAAGGAUUAAGAGGUGUGGCCUUGCUGGAGAAGUAUCACUGUGGGUGGACUUUGAGGUUUUAAUAGCCCAGCCACUCCCAGUUAGGUCCCUCUGUCUGUCUAGAGCUUACACAUCAAGAUGUAAGCUCUCAGCUACUGGUCCAGUGGCAUGUCUACUGCCUACUGCCAUGCUCACCCUCUGAAACUGUAAGACUCUCAUAACCUGUUUCUUCUAUAAGUUGCCUUGGUCAUGGUGUCUCUUUACAGCACUAGAACAGUGACUAAGAAACUGCAAACACUGGUCUAUCUAUGAUAUUUCAGCAAAUGCAGUUCUUUAAGCUGCCAAAAUCUCCUUCCAACAGCUUUAACCAGCUAACCGAUAAAUUCAUUGAUUAACUGAGUCUGCAUCCAGAAUGUAGUUACCUCUGUCUGCUAUAAACAAGAACAAUAAAAAAAACUGUAU
Messenger RNA from Peromyscus maniculatus bairdii (prairie deer mouse), 1791 nucleotides. RefSeq names its product trace amine-associated receptor 3. Gene Ontology annotation, cellular component: membrane. Gene Ontology annotation, molecular function: trace-amine receptor activity. Gene Ontology annotation, biological process: G protein-coupled receptor signaling pathway. NCBI's taxonomy places the organism in Eukaryota, Metazoa, Chordata, Mammalia, Rodentia, Cricetidae. The record is from RefSeq and is a predicted model, not a curated record.